AUGACAUCUGGUAAGAGCGAUAAUCAACCAGCACCAACUGUGAAUGAACCUACAAGUCAGUCAGGUAUUGACAUUAGUAGUCCUCUAUACAUGCAUCCAUCUGAUAAUCCUGGGACAACCUUAGUUCCUGCUCCGUUUGAUGGCUUUGGUUAUCAAUCAUGGAGAAGAGGUGUGAUGCGAGCAUUAUCUGUGAAGAAUAAAUUGGGAUUUAUUAACGGAGAGUGUAAAAGACCAGAUCUAGACUCUUCAAAAUUUCGCUUAUGGGAAAGGUGUGAUGACAUGGUUACAUCGUGGAUCUUAAACUCUUUGACCAAAGAGAUUGCAGACAGUGUUGAGUACGUAGCUAAUGCAUUCGAGUUGUGGAGAGAACUUGAGGAUCGAUAUGACCAAACAAAUGGGACGAAGUUGUACCAAAUUCAGAAGGAGAUCAAUGAUCUAUCUCAAGGAUCCUUUGAUAUUACUAGUUAUUAUACAAAAAUGAAAAAGCUAUGGGAGGAACUCAAUACUUUGAUUGCUAAAUCUCACUGCACCUGCAACUGUUCGUGUGGAGCUAAGGAGAGUAUGCAUAAAGCAGAACAGGAUAGGAGGCUCAUACAAUUCCUUAUGGGAUUAAAUGAGACAUAUACUGUUGUUCGAGGCAGCAUAUUGAUGAUGAAUCCUCUUCCCUCAAUUGCUCAAGCUUUUUCUCUGUUAAUCCAAGAAGAAAGGCAGAGGGAAAUCAAGCCUACUGGCCAUUUGGCACUGGAGUCAUCAGCUUUGAAUGCCAACACAAUCAGACCUGGGACAUUCAGAGCAAAUUACUCUCCCAACAACAAUCAUAACAACAGAAAUAGACCUUUCUGUGACUACUGUAAGAGGCCAGGACACACCAAAGAAAAAUGUUAA
Molecule: messenger RNA, 885 nt
Organism: Nicotiana attenuata
Lineage: Eukaryota; Viridiplantae; Streptophyta; Magnoliopsida; Solanales; Solanaceae
Exons: 1
Coding region: 1-885 (294 amino acids)
Source: RefSeq, a predicted model, not a curated record